Messenger RNA from Tarenaya hassleriana, 1583 nucleotides. Its product is annotated as serine--glyoxylate aminotransferase. The record is from RefSeq and is a predicted model, not a curated record. Gene Ontology annotation, cellular component: peroxisome. NCBI's taxonomy places the organism in Eukaryota, Viridiplantae, Streptophyta, Magnoliopsida, Brassicales, Cleomaceae. Gene Ontology annotation, molecular function: L-alanine:glyoxylate transaminase activity; L-serine:pyruvate transaminase activity. The transcript has 6 exons. The coding region runs from base 176 to 1381 and encodes 401 amino acids.
UAUGUGGCAGAUAAUUUUAUGAUAAUUUCUUACAUUAAAUAUUUGUCGAUAUAUUAGAAAAGGGUGGGGGGGAGCAGAGGCAGGCUCAAGGCAAAGAGAGCUCUCUUCUCUGACUGAUCAGAAGCUUCCUCGCCAUUCAUAGCAGCGGAGGAGGAGAAAUAGAACAAGGGAAGAGAUGGACUACGUGUACGGACCAGGGAGGAACCAUCUGUUCGUACCGGGACCGGUUAACAUACCGGAACCGGUUAUCCGAGCAAUGAACCGGAACAACGAGGACUACCGGUCUCCGGCCAUCCCGGCUCUCACCAAAACCCUUCUGGAGGACGUGAAGAAGAUCUUCAAGACCACUUCCGGCACCCCCUUCAUCAUCCCCACCACAGGGACGGGGGCAUGGGAGAGCGCGCUGACGAACACGCUGUCCCCUGGGGACAGGAUAGUGUCGUUCCUGAUCGGGCAGUUCAGUCUGCUGUGGAUAGACCAGCAGCAGAGGCUCAAGUUCAACGUGGACGUGGUCGAGAGCGAGUGGGGCCGAGGAGCUGAUCUCCAAGUCCUGUCUUCGAAGCUUUCUCAAGACCCACAGCACACAAUCAAAGCCAUCUGCAUUGUCCACAACGAGACCGCCACCGGCGUCACCAACGACAUCUCCGCCGUCAGGGCUCUCCUCGAUCACUACAACCACCCGGCUUUGCUGCUGGUGGACGGUGUCUCGUCCAUAUGCGCGUUGGAUUUCCGCAUGGACGAGUGGGGAGUGGACGUGGCGCUCACCGGCUCUCAGAAGGCUCUGUCUCUCCCGACCGGUAUGGGGAUCGUGUGCGCCAGCCCCAAGGCUCUCGAGGCUUCCAAAACCGCUAAAUCGGUCAGAGUGUUCUUCGACUGGAGCGACUAUCUGAAGUUCUACAAGCUCGGAACCUUCUGGCCAUACACUCCUUCCAUCCAACUGCUGUACGGUCUCAGAGCCGCCCUCGAUCUUAUCUUCGAAGAAGGGCUCGACAACGUCAUUGCCCGACACGCCCGUCUCGGGAAGGCCACAAGGCUUGCGGUCCAAGCGUGGGGACUGAAGAACUGCACGCAGAAGGAGGAAUGGUACAGUGACACUGUGACAGCGGUGGUCGUCCCUCCGCACAUCGACAGCACCGAGAUCGUGAGACGCGCGUGGAAGAGGUACAACCUCAGCUUAGGACUCGGUCUCAACAAGGUUGCCGGAAAGGUCUUCAGAAUCGGUCAUCUUGGAAACCUCAACGAGUUGCAACUGUUGGGGUGUUUGGCUGGGGUGGAGAUGAUAUUGAGAGAUGUCGGGUAUCCGGUGAAACUGGGCAGUGGAGUUGCGGCGGCCUGCGCCUAUCUUCAGAACAACGUUCCUCUCAUCCCUUCCAGGAUCUAAGCAACCCACCACUCAAAGUGUUCAUCUUUGUAAAAACCCAACAAAAAAAAAACACAAGUCUCUUGUAUGAUUUUUAUUUUGUUUCAUUUCGACAUACCCUUUACUCUGUUUUAAAACGACUUUGUCAUAUGCUUUCUGAAUUCCCUCGAUAUGUCUAUGAGUUCGGUUUAACGGUUGGGAUCGAACUAUGGGUUGGUUCUUU